Molecule: messenger RNA, 2120 nt
Organism: Spathaspora passalidarum NRRL Y-27907
Lineage: Eukaryota; Fungi; Ascomycota; Pichiomycetes; Serinales; Debaryomycetaceae
Exons: 1
Coding region: 23-610 (195 amino acids)
Source: RefSeq, a predicted model, not a curated record
AUAUCACCCAAACAAUCCCAACAUGGAUAAAGCAUUGACUGAAUUGUCUAAUAGAAUUGGCAACUUGGAGUUACUUUUGAAUCAUACGAACCAAAAUCACUCCAAACUUUUCCAAGUUGAAUCGUUAAAGCAACAACUAGCUACGGUAUACAAAGAACAUCCAGAAUUGGUUAAGUUCAACCAAAUUUUAACAGAUCUAAAGUUAUGGGAUGCCUUAAAGAAACAAGAUUCAAGUGAAGAAGAUGUUAGCAGAGAAAUGAAACAAGAAUUCAUCGUAUUCAAUUAUUCCACACUCAAAGAAAUAACUUCCAAUCUUGCUGAAUUGUCAUCUCUAAACUCAACCACUGUUAUUGACAAAUUAAAUACCGACAUUCAAACUACUGACAUUAGCAGUAGCAAACUACUAUUAUCCACAUACAAGGACGAUAUUUUCCGUAUAAAUGAGUUAAUGACUAUGCUUAUUAUGAAGAAUAUGAUUGUCUAUGAGGAAUAUGUCCAAUUAAUGAUCAAGGAAAACAAGAAGUGGCUACAAUUCGAAGAAAUGUUAUCUCAACUUGAGUCUAAGAUUAAUCAUAUUGAAACUAUACAAGCUCAAAAGAACAAGUACUAAUACUAUACAGAAAUUGUCUUCCAAAUAUUUAAACCAUCACCACCAGUGGAUAUCAAACAACCAGGUAUUUGCUUGUGCCAUCUGACAUCCUUAACAUCCCUUUGCCAAUGGACAAAUAACAAUUGAGGUGGAAUAUCAUUCAAUUCUUUUAUUUCUUUUCUUUGGGUGGAGAUUUCUUCAUCGUCAGCUUCAACUGCUAAAUCCCAUAACGUAACAGUGUUAUCUUCUGAAGAAACAGCAAUGAUGGAUUCAUCCAAUGGGUUAAAUGAAAUAGAAGUAACCGCUGAUUUAUGGAAAUCAUAGUUAGCAACUGGAGUUGGGUUGGUCUUGGCAGUAAAGUUUCUUAAAUCCCAAACACUCCAUGAACCAUCAUCAUGACCGGAAGCUAAUAAGUGGUUAAUCUUGUUACACCAUGAAAUAACGUUAACAUCAGUAUUAGAAGCCUUUACUGAAAUAGCUGGUUUAUGCUUUUUAGAUCUGGUAUCCCAAAUACGAACAUAUCCUUCAGUAUCUGCUGUAGCAAAAACAGUGUUUUCACCAGUUGACCAUUGAAUAUCUUCAAUUGAAUGUUGGGAUGCAAAAAAUGGUGUUUUGUCAGUGACCCAAUUGGAAGUAGUUCUUGAAGUUAAAUGUACUCUACCUGAUACAUCACCAGUUAAUAAAGCUCCAGUAUUUAUCAAUGGUGACCAAUCUAAACCGUACCCUUCGACAUUACCAUGGGCUCUGAUGGUGUGGAUUGGUCUUUUGGAAGAUUUAGGAAUCAUGUAACCUGGUGUGUCAAAUGCUUUAUAUUGUGCAGAUAAAUCAAAAAUAUAUGCUUCACCAUUUUCUGACAUGGUUGCAGUUAAAUAUUCUCCUGUUUGUUGUGCGUGUGGUGAUACUCUAAUUCUAUUAGUAGUAUGUCUUAACGGAAUGGUUUCACUGUCUAAAAUAGGAUCAGAAUCAACAUCUUCGUCUUCAUCUUCCUCGUCGUCUUCGUCUUCAUCCUUAACUAAGGUUUUAGCUAAAGAGGAUGCCUUCAUUACUAUUAAUUCAUUGUCCUUUGCCUUAGAUGCUUGAGUAGCAGUUGCCAUAUACACUGAAGCAGGGAAUGAUCUUCUUUCAUCACCUAAGUUAUCUGGUAAUAUAUCAACAGUUAAACAUGGCCAUGGCAAAUUAAUAUUAUGUAACAUUUCAUAAACUGAUGGAUCAGCUUCUAAAACUUCAUCUGGUCCUAAUGGUUUUGAUCUAUGUGGCAAAUAUAUCGAUGAUUCUUCUUGUUCUUCCAUUUGUUCCAAUUUUUCAAUCUUUUCAUUGGCGGCUUCUUCAUCCAUUUCCUCAUCUUCAUUAUCAUCUAAUUCAAUAAUUUCUCCAUCACUUUCAAAUUCAUCCCCAUAAGGAUCUUCAAAUUCACCUACAUCAAGGUCAUUUUCUUCCGUAAUUGGAGCAGGAUCAUUUGGGGUCUUCUUGUUAUGACUUUCUAAGUCAUCAGAUGCACCACGCUUUGACAUUGUUGGUUGAUUUAAACUUC